AUGACUAAUAACCCACUUAAUAUUUUGCUUGAGAAAAAUAUCCUUACCGGGCCCAAUUAUGUAGAUUGGCUCAGGAAUUUGAGGAUAAUCCUCAAUUUAGAGCGAAUUGGAUACGUUCUUAAGGCCGAUAUUCCUACCGAACCUCCACCCGAGGCAUGCAAGGAAGAACAAGAUAUUUAUCUAAAAUGGCUCGACGAUGACUUGCGAGUGAGGAGCUAUAUGUUAGCCUCUAUGAGCAGUGAUCUGCAAAGCUCUAAUGAAAAGAUGAGUGAUGCGAGAUCGGUACUGUUGCACUUGCAGGAGCUUUAUGGAGAGCAUAGUCAGACUGCUCAGUAUGAAAUAUCGAGAGAGCUUUUUAGGGCAAAGAUGAGUGAGGGUGGAGAAGUUGGAGAGCAUGUGCUCAAGAUGAUCUCUAUGAUUGAGAGGUUGGAAGCUCUUGAAUUUUCCAUGGACUACAACCUUCAGGUUGAUCUUAUCUUGCAGUCUCUUCCUGACUCCUUCUCUCAGUUUAUUAUUAAUUUUAACAUGAAUGAGAUUGAGUGCACACUGGCUGGUCUUCUUAACAAGCUAGUAAGUACUCAAUCUCAAAUGAAGACUAAAGGGAAGGAUGUUGUUGCUUUGACUAUCUCUACUUCUAGGCCCUCAAAGCCCUAG
This is a messenger RNA of Dioscorea cayenensis subsp. rotundata (Guinea yam), 654 nucleotides long. RefSeq lists its product as uncharacterized. The transcript has a single exon. The record is from RefSeq and is a predicted model, not a curated record. Bases 1 to 654 code for a protein of 217 amino acids. Lineage: Eukaryota; Viridiplantae; Streptophyta; Magnoliopsida; Dioscoreales; Dioscoreaceae.